This is a messenger RNA of Dendrobium catenatum, 2275 nucleotides long. Its product is annotated as protoporphyrinogen oxidase 2-like. The transcript is spliced from 11 exons. Gene Ontology annotation, biological process: proteolysis. Lineage: Eukaryota; Viridiplantae; Streptophyta; Magnoliopsida; Asparagales; Orchidaceae. Gene Ontology annotation, molecular function: oxidoreductase activity; aminopeptidase activity; zinc ion binding. The record is from RefSeq and is a predicted model, not a curated record. Bases 1022 to 1633 code for a protein of 203 amino acids.
GAGCUCGUGUUGUUUCUUCCGAUCAAAUGUAGUAACUUCCGAUCUGACAGUGAAUGGAAAGUCGUCGUCGGAGUGGAGCCGAUGAUGCACGACAGGGAGAAAGUUCCUUCACAGCAAACGAGCUCGUGCUGUUGCUUCCGAUCAAAAUGGCGUACCUCCCGAUCCGACAGAACAGGGACGUCAUCGAGGGAGGUGGAGGUAGGUCGGUCCUUCUCCUUCUCUCUCUCUCUCUCUCUGGAUCGGAGGAGGCUGAGGCGUCGGAGCUUGUGGAGUUCGGCCGGCUUUGGAGUUCGGCAGAGGGAGGAGUUUGGAUCGUGUGUGGAGUCGAGCGUGGAAAGGUAUGGGGAAAGGCUUGCGAUGUUUCAGCUCUAUUCGCUCGGUAUUUAAAGACCUGAAUGGGAGUGGGAUCGAGGGAUCGACGCAAGAUUUUUGCAGAAAUCUCGGAACGGCGCCGGAUGUACAGUGGUAUCGCGGGAUUUAGCACAGGCUGAACUUUCGAAACUGGGGGUAUAGAAUGGCCCCAUAGACGCCAAGUUCAAAAUUGAUGGAAUAGAAUCACAUGAUAAGAAAAGUAUUGAUGACAGAAAACAUCACUCAAUUUUUCUCCAGGUACCUUACAGCUGGGAUUAUAGAUUUUUCUUUGAGUUGCAUGAUAAUUAUUUACAUUAUUGCCCUCCUAUGUCCAUCCUGCCGCCCACCAAACAGUUAACUGGCAUAAUAGUUGACGUUUUAAUUUGCUCAAUUAAUUACUGGCAAUGCUUACUGUAAGACGGAAGAGAUUUGUGAUUUUGAGCUGCAACUUUGUGAUACUUCACAAAGUAUUAUAGGCAGUGCUCUGAAGGAAUUCAUAUUCUCAGGAAGGCUUGACAAUUUGUGCAUGUCAUUUUGUUCACUGAAGGCAUUGAUAGACUCAACAAGUUUUGAAAGUUCUCUGGAUGAAGAGAUUGGUGUGAGAAUGGUGGCCCUGUUUGAUCAUGAGGAGGUUUGAUCGAACUCAGCUCAAGGAGCUGAUUCUCCUGUGAUGUUAGAUGCCUUGUCCAGAAUAACAAAUUCUUUCAACUCUUCAAACACCAAGUUAGUUGACAAAGCAAUCCAGCAAAGUUUCCUCGUCUCCGCAGACAUGGCGCAUGCCAUACAUCCCAACUAUAUGGACAAGCAUGAGGAUAAUCAUCAACCUAAGUUGCACGGUGGGCUUGGGAUAAAGCACAAUGCUAAUCAGAGAUAUGUGACGAAUGCCAUCACAUCAUUUAUAUUUAGAGAGAUUGCUGAAAGGCAUGACUUGCCCAUUCAGCCUAUUUCUCAAAACAAGCGCUAUGUUGUGAGGAACGGGAUGCCACAAUUGAUUCCUUCAAAUCCAGUCGCACUAAUCAAAAGCAAUAUCCUUUCCACACAAUUAAAGUUGAAGAUCCUAUUGGAGCCAUUGUCAUGGUGGCAUUCUAAUAAAAGAAGUUUCCAUAAAGGCGUUGAUACAGGAGUACAAGAAAGCGUGGGCCAGUUCUUUAAACGCCACUUUGGAACUGAGGUGGUUGAUUAUAUGAUUGACCCUUUUGUGGCUGGUACCAGUGCUGGCGAUCCUGAAUCUCUCUCUAUGCGUCAUGCAUUUCGACAGUUAUGGAAUUUAGAAAAAAAGUAAGUUUCUCUGUUCCGAUAUUUUUUUUAUUUGUUUCCUAAAGAAUAUCAGUGAUCUUAUCAAAAUAAAUGAGUUUGGUUCUAAGCUUAUAAUCUGUUAAUCCGAAAAUAUAUUUGGACAAAUGCUUAGCUCAUGAGCAAUAUCUAGCCAUUUGGGUAUGUCUUUAUGACUUCUUUCUUUGCCAUUGAUUCCUUAUAAGAAAGGCAUGGGAAAAGAGUAAUCUCCUUUCAUUUUAUAGUGAUGUCUGAUGUUCAACCAUGUUACUUACUAAUCAAAUGAAAAAAGGUUGUGGUUUUACUUUGGAAUAUCUAUUGACUGACCUUCACUGAAUAGAGAAAAUAUGGCAAGUUUAAGAUAUUUCUAAAUUUAAUGAUGCUGAUUAUGAUGAUGUUAAAGACCUGUAGUAAUAUCACUUCAAGUAGUAGCAAUAUUGUUAUGAUGAGGAUUAAUAGAAUACUAUCACAACUGAAAAUUUCUACUCUCGUUUCUCUGCUAUUUUCAUUUUCUGUCAUAAUUUUGAUUUAACUAGUCUGCUGUGUGUUUUCUCCUUUUUUUCCUUUUCGGUGCUUCCCUCUAUAGUGGAGGAGCCAAGAUGCACCAUGUUCAUGGAUGAUAUAUGGCUUUAUAAAACAUGAAAGCACUACA